Molecule: messenger RNA, 1080 nt
Organism: Olea europaea var. sylvestris
Lineage: Eukaryota; Viridiplantae; Streptophyta; Magnoliopsida; Lamiales; Oleaceae
Product: wall-associated receptor kinase 2-like
Exons: 1
Coding region: 101-1045 (314 amino acids)
Molecular function (GO): polysaccharide binding
Source: RefSeq, a predicted model, not a curated record
AGUUGAUGUAUAUAUAUCGAAUAGCAAACAUAGUAGCCUACAACUGUUUUCCAACAUGCUUUAAUGAGAAUAUAAAGAGAUUAGCUUAAUCAUUCUAAACAUGCAGAUUACAAAGCAAAACAUGGUCAUGCGUUAUGCUUUGUUCCAUAUGUUCUUCUUGCUUUCACUGGCGGUGGCACCACCGUCAAACGCCGCUACCAACAAUACCAAACCUGGCUGCCAAAGCAGAUGUGGUAACGUAGACAUUCCAUACCCAUUUGGUAUCGGCCCAUAUUGUUCUAUGAACGUAGACUUUAACAUCGACUGUAAUAUUUCUAUCAACCCUCCAAAACCUUACCUCUCCUUUGUUAAUUCGAAUGACACAUAUGUCCAUUACUUAGAGGUUAUUAAUAUCUCAAAAUCCCAAAUCUAUGUUAAGAACUCGGAGCUGCAGCUGGCAAGGAGUUGCUAUGGCAUGCCGACCAAUAACAAUACGGUGAAUCAUUCUACAAGGCUCGAUUUUUUUGCUACUCCUUAUACCUUGUCAGAUGCGAAUCAGCUAACAGUAGUUGGUUGUGAAGACUUGGCUGUCGUACGACAAUUUUCAAACUUAACCCAUAUCUACGGCGGUAUUGGUUGUCUGUCGUUUUGUACGGAUACACUUUCCAUCGGAACAUGCCCUAGCUGGGGCUGUUGCCAAACCAACAUAUCCAAAACUGACUUUCUCUAUGUUACACUGUUCGACAUGCAAACUAUUGGGAGAAGAGAUAGCAGAUAUUUGCCUUGUAGUUUAGCCUCCGUUGGAAUGAUCGGCGAUCUUGGUAAUUUCAUUUUCAAUUUAUCCGAUCUCGACGAUUCAACAGCAUUUCUAAAGAAUAAUAAAGAGUUUAUGGAUAGGCCAUUGGUGUUAGAUUGGAGAAUUGAUCCUUUUUCGAAUUGCAACAAAACUUCAUGUGGAAAGAAUAGUGUUUGCAAUAACUGGGAUUUCCUUUAUGGAGGAUAUCAGUGCAGGUGCAUGGAAGGAUAUGAGGGCAAUCCCUACCUUGGGUGCCAAGGUUAUUUUUAAAUUUUUUUAUAUUAUUUAAUUAAAAGACUCGUGCA